Molecule: messenger RNA, 2599 nt
Organism: Hirundo rustica (Barn swallow)
Lineage: Eukaryota; Metazoa; Chordata; Aves; Passeriformes; Hirundinidae
Gene: CRTAP
Product: cartilage associated protein
Exons: 7
Coding region: 9-1142 (377 amino acids)
Biological process (GO): peptidyl-proline hydroxylation to 3-hydroxy-L-proline; collagen fibril organization
Cellular component (GO): endoplasmic reticulum
Molecular function (GO): protein binding; collagen binding
Source: RefSeq, a predicted model, not a curated record
GCGCAGCCAUGUGGGUGGCGGCGCUGGCGGCGCUGCUGGCGGCGGCGGGGGCGCAGUACGAGCGCUACAGCUUCCGCAGCUUCCCGCGGGACGAGCUGAUGCCGCUGGAGUCGGCCUAUCGCUACGGGCUGGACCAGUACAGCACCGAGAACUGGCCCGAGAGCGUCAGCUACCUGGAGGUCAGCAUGCGGCUGUACCGCCUGCUGCGCGACAGCGAGGCGUUCUGCCACCGCAACUGCAGCGCGGCCGGGCAGCCGCCCCCCGCGCCCCCCGCGCCCGCCGGCGCGGCGCUGGAGGAGCUGCGCCUCCUGUCCGGGGUGCUGCGGCGGGCGCAGUGCCUGCGGCGCUGCAAGCAGGGGCUGCCCGCCUUCCGACAGGCGCAGCCCGGCCGCGACCUGCUCGAGGAGUUCCAGCGCCGCGAGCCCUACAAGUACCUGCAGUUCGCCUACUUCAAGGCUAAUAAUCUUCCAAAAGCUAUUGCAGCAGCUCACACAUUUCUUCUGAAGCAUCCAGAUGAUGAAAUGAUGCAAAGAAAUAUGGCCUACUAUAAGAGCAUACCUGAUGCUGAGGAGCAUAUUAAAGACUUGGAGAUAAAGCCUUAUGAGAAUCUCUUUGUCAGGGCUGUGCGAGCGUACAAUGGUGACAAUUGGCGGACAUCCAUCUCAGACAUGGAACUGGCUCUUCCUGAUUUCUUCAAAGCCUACGAUGACUGCAUAGCAGCCUGUGAAGGAUCCCGAGAGAUCACUGAUUUUAAAGACUUCUAUCUUUCCAUUGCAGAUCAUUAUACUGAAGUCCUUGCAUGCAAAGUACAGUGUGAGAGCAAUCUGACACCCAUUAUAGGAGGCUUUGUCGUUGAAAAAUUUGUGGCCACCAUGUACCAUUACUUGCAGUUUGCAUAUUAUAAAUUGAAUGACAUGAAGAAUGCAGCUUCUUGUGCUGCUAGUUACCUUCUGUUUGACGAGAAAGAUGAAGUAAUGAAACAGAACAUGGUCUAUUACCAGUACCACAAAGACAAAUGGGGACUUACAGAGGAGGAUUUUCAGCCCAGAUCGGAGGCAGUUCGAUACCACAACAUCACCACGCUCCAGCUGGAAAUGUAUGCAUUCGCAAAGGAACGUCUGAUGGAUGAUGAUGAGGGAUGAGUAAUUAAGGAGCGGGGGAAGAAGUCAAUUUUGAGGGUUUUCUCCAUGUGCUCUUAGAAGAAGGUGUUACAGAGCAAUCUUCAGCCUCAGGCACUGUGUGUGGAAUAAACAAGCAUUCAUUUGCUGGCAUUCAUUCCUGUAGCCCCUUUCACCAGGGCAAUUAUAAAUGACCUUGAAAUCUGCAGGGGGGUGGUGCAGUGUAAACCUCAGUUAAACUUUUGGGCUGACAAGGAAGUCACAUUAUGCUGGAUUAUAUGUUUGGAUUUAGCAACCAAAAUUACUGGGCCUGCUUAUGCCACAGAUACCCGUUCCUCACGCUCUCUUUGUAUUAGGAAAGUUACCAUUCCUCUUCCCAGGGGAAAAGCUGAAGGGCUUCUGGGCCCUCCCUUGCUAGGGCCCAAAAACCUGUGCGGGGUGUAGGCUGUCCAUGCCUCUGGCUUGGCUCUGGUAGUAAACUCCUCAAUUCCUGGCUACCAGAACUUCUCUUUGGCUGCAGGAGACUUCCAGAGAGUGCAGACAGAGCAGGACUAGCACAGUGGUAAAACCACUGCCUUGCAGUUUCUGUUCUAUGGGCAGGACCUGGUAGUAUAAGUGGAAUUUUUUAUUUUGUUUAAUAUUUCUCCUGGCACGGAUAGAAAAGUUUGUUCCAUAGGAAUGUUGAAAACUGAUGAAAACCCCAGAUAAGGCAUUACGGUAAAAACUUUAUUAAAAAUUGUUAAGGAUGGAGGCAAGCUCUCUUCUAAGUGGACUCAGUUUAUUUAAACCAUGUGCUUCUUGGGCCAUAGGCCAUCCCUUCUGUGAGUUUCUGCGGUCCAUGUUUGCUGUUUAUGAAGUUGCUUGUGGACCAGUAAGAUAGCCUACAAGAUAAUCUGCAGGAAAAAAAAAAUUCUUUUUUCCUUGAUGGAAGCAAAAGGAUUGAUGUGGCAAGAGGAUCCCUUCCUAUGCGAGUGUCAUUAUUUUCAAGUGGAGAAACUCAUUUUAUCCAGACUUCUCAGUGCUCCCGUAUCCCAGAUCAUCCAUUGGCUUUCCAAAUCCCAUUAGCAAAGCGAGUUAAAACAUUUGGCUUCUUCAGGAAUACACAGCAGUAAUUGCAGAGGCUGGAACUGGCGGUAAUGAUUUUUGCAUAUGUUACUACAAGAAAUACUGUCCAGCUUGUGUUACUCUAUUAAUGUUUUUCCACAAGGAAAUGAAAAAUUCUUAAUUCAAACAUUUAGCACAGUAGAGGUGACAGAAUAUUAGCCCCAGCUAGCUACAAAUUACUUUUAAGAAAAAGUAAUUAUUCUUAAAUAUCCUUGCAGUUUUCCACAGGGAGGUUAAAAGAACAUUACAGUGUUGUCAUCUUAGUUGGCCAUGGAUAGACAGGCUUCUUGAUUUCUGUUCAGAUGUGUAAUGCAUCAAGGCUAUCAUGGCUACAGCUCCUGGUACUGCACAGAUUGAAGUGGCAAACUGAAAUGCUG